AUGGAAACACAUACAAAAUCAUUAAAAACUAAAAAGAACAAACAACAAAAAAUAGAUAAUAUAGAUUUACAUAUUGAUGAUACUUCAUCGAUACACUCAACUGAUCCUAAUGAACCAUUAAUUAAUAAUAUUGCUCAUAAUUUGUUUAUAUUAGCUGUUCAACAAGCACGUAAUGAACGAUAUCAAGCUAAAAUUCGACAACAACAUACUCAAAAGAUUCGAAUAAAAUCUAUCAAGCAAAAAAAACAAUUAACAAUUGCUGAUAUUGAUCGUGUAUUUGAAGAAAAACGUUUACGACCAUCAUCAAUAAAAAAUGAUCUUAUUAAUCUUUAUAAAAAUUCUUCAAAUCGUAUACGUUCAAUGUUAGAUAUACAUCAAAUUGAUCAAUUCAUUCAAGCACAACAACAUAGAGCACUUAUUAACAAACUCUAA
Molecule: messenger RNA, 432 nt
Organism: Adineta steineri
Lineage: Eukaryota; Metazoa; Rotifera; Eurotatoria; Adinetida; Adinetidae
Source: the annotation of a GenBank genome assembly